UGCCCCUUACUCUCCAAAGAAAACCUCUUCUAUGCUCUCGACGUUUGCUUGACGGCUCUUUUUGCCACCGACGCAUACUUGGGAAACGUGUCUGCUGGUUUUGCGGGUGUAACUCUGGCCUCUAGUGCUCUUGGUCAGCUGGCUGACGAGUCCACUGUAGGGCAGUCUGGAGUAUGUGGUAUGGGGUCGCGUGGAGGUUAUGCUGGAGUAGGCGGAGGCACUGUUGGCUUCAACAGCGACGGUUGUAUUCGAGGCAUGAGCUCCAGUGGGACUGACGGUCUAUCUCGUAUGCGCUCUCCCAUCAGCUGUCGACCUCCCCGAAAUAGUCAGAGUGGUCGCAGAACAAGUGGCGGAGGAUUUGCUUCUACGCUUGGUGCUCUGCUACAACGGCCCUUAGAUAUGGGAGUCUCUGUUUAUUCGAGAGCCUCGACCACGGGCAGUGUAAAUGAUGGUACCACUGGCGCUGGUGUGACAUCUAGUCGUGUAUGUGGUGGCUCCGAUUUAAAUGCUCCUUCUGGUUCUGCUGCUACUUCUGGAACAGCAAUGACUGCUCCAGCCACGGUUGCUACAUUACCCUCACCAGUAUGCCUUGAAUUGAUCAAUUUGGCAAGUCUGGUUUCCGAAAUAGAUGGCCAGCUUCACGCCAGCCUCGCUUCUCUUGUAUGCCCGUCGUUAAGUCGAGGAGCGAUUCAGGCUGUUGGACCCACCCCCCAAGCUGUUGCUUAA
Molecule: messenger RNA, 726 nt
Organism: Protopolystoma xenopodis
Lineage: Eukaryota; Metazoa; Platyhelminthes; Monogenea; Polystomatidea; Polystomatidae
Source: the annotation of a GenBank genome assembly